GGUAGGCUCCGCGGCGGCCCUGCCCCGCCUGGUGUCCUCACCUGCUGCGCACUCUCGGGGCGUCCCAGCAGUGCCGCUGGCUCGCCGCUUGAGUUUAUGACUCCGAGCGUCCGCUUUGCCGCUGGGGAGCGGGGACGAUAAAGCCACGUGCGGUGUAGGGUUACUGGGAGGAGAUGUCAGUGCUAGGGUAGUUCCCUAGGUUACCCUCCCCAGGGCCUGAGAACGAGGUUGGGAUACCCCGGGCCAGCGGAAGGCCCACGCCCCGGGGCGGGACGCGGUGCCCUCCGGCUUUAACAGACCACCUCCCUGUGGAUGCCACGCUACCAGGAAGGAAAGACCUAACGACCCCAGUGCCUCCCUCCACAGCGAUGUCGGAGCUCAGCGAUGAAGCCAGCGAGCCGGAGCUGCUGAGCCGCAGCUUGUCCAUGUGGCACGGGCUGGGUGCGCAGGUCAGCCGGGAGGAGCUGGCCGUCCCCUUGGAUCUUCACACAGCUGCCUCCAUUGGCCAGUAUGAAGUGGUGAAGGAAUGUGUGCAGCGGAGAGAGUUAGAUUUGAAUAAGAAGAAUGGUGGUGGCUGGACCCCGCUGAUGUAUGCCUCCUACAUUGGACACGAUACCAUCGUGCACCUGCUGCUCGAGGCGGGGGUGAGUGUGAAUGUGCCGACCCCGGAAGGGCAGACUCCGCUGAUGCUGGCUUCCAGCUGUGGCAACGAGAGCAUCGCCUAUUUCCUCCUCCAGCAAGGUGCUGAGCUAGAAAUGAAGGACAUUCAAGGCUGGACUGCCCUCUUCCACUGCACCAGUGCUGGGCACCAGCAGAUGGUCAAGUUCCUUUUGGACAGUGGAGCGAACGCCAAUGUGAGGGAUCCCGUAUAUGGAUUCACUCCUCUGAUGGAAGCGGCUGCCGCUGGCCAUGAAAUAAUUGUGCAGUAUUUUCUGAAUCAUGGAGUCAAAGUGGACACGAGAGACCACAGUGGAGCCACAGCCCGGAUGCUGGCCAAGCAGUAUGGACACAUGAAGAUUGUGGGGCUGAUAGACGCUCACUCACCUUCUCUGCCCAAGAGCCUCUACCGGAGCCCAGAAAAAUACGAAGAUCUGAGCUCUUCAGAUGAAUCCUGCCCCGUCCCUCAGAGACAGAGGCCCUGUCGGAAGAAGGGCCUCAGCAUCCACGAGGGGCCGCGAGCCUUGGCCAGGCUCACAGCUAUUGGACUCGGAGGCAGGAUGCAGCAGCCUUGCUAUGAGCAGGUGCCUCCACGGGGCUAUGUUACCUUCAACAGCAGCGAUGAGAACCCCCUGGAAGAGGGGGGCCUCUGCUACAGGGACGUCACCUCCCCCAUCAAUGAGCGGGACGUGGAGAGCAGCAGCGGCAGCAGCCGGGAAGAGCACGCCUUCUGUGCCCGCCUUGGGGCCGCGCGGAGCAGCAGCAGCAGUGAGGGCCUGGCCCGGGCCCCGGAACUCAGCAGCGAGGCCUCCCUGGAGAGCAACGAGGAUUCGGAUCAUGCGCGGAAAAGCUCGGUUCGCAAACAAACUAAAAGCUACGUGAAGACCAAGAAUCGUUACAGCAGCAGUGACAGCCAGUGGCCUCCUGGCACCGGGACUUCCUGUGCCCCAGGAUUGAUCCCCCAGACUGACAGGUCCCCCUACUCAGGACCCCAGGACCUCGCCACGCUGCUGGAGCAGAUCGGCUGCCUCAAAUACCUGCAGGUGUUUGAGGAGCAGGACGUGGACCUCCGCAUCUUUCUGACCCUCACUGAGAGCGACCUGAAGGAAAUCGGCAUCACGUUGUUUGGGCCCAAGAGAAAGAUGACCUCUGCCAUCGCCCGCUGGCACAGCAGCGCCCGCCCCCCCAGUGAUGCCUUGGAGCUGGCCUACGCCGACCGGCUUGAAGCCGAGAUGCAGGAGCUCGCCAUCCAGUUGCACAAACGCUGUGAGGAGGUGGAGGCCAUGCGGGGCCUGGUGUCGCAGGAGCAGGAGCUGCGGGCUGUGGUGGAGAGCUGCCUCCUGGAACAGGACGGUGCCCGCAAGGACGUCCAUGCACAGUUGCAGGAGGCCUGGGCCCUCGCCCGGGAUGCUGCGCUUGUCCUGGACCAGCUGCGAGCCUGUCAAGCUGAGCUGUCCACCCGAGUGCAGCAGGAUGAAUCCCCGCUCGAGGCCACGCUGGGCCCAGGCCUCCCCACAGCUGACUCCAAAGGCUGGCAGGCCGCCUUGCAGGCCCUGAGCCUCCCUCAGCUGUCGGGAGCCCUGGAGGAUCAAGUCCGGGAGAUGGGGCGAGUGCUGUGCUUAGUGACCCAGAGCCUGGAGAAGCUGCAAGUGCUGAACGGGAAGGAGAACUGGCGGGAGCCUUAGCCAGGGGGACGUCUUCUCUUUCCCUUCUCAGAAUCUGACGUGGGGUGACUGAUCCACCCUGAAGCUGUGUGCCCGGAGGACAGGAGGCCAGCGAGCGGGCAGCUGCAGUGGCCAGGGCCAGAGGAUCGGGCCCCAGGAGCAGCUGGCAGACAGGACGGGGCUGUGGCCGGUGCGAGGGCAGCAAGGCCCGCACUGAGGCAAGACGAGGGUCUCUUGUCCAGACCCGGGAGUGGGGCCCAGAGCAGGCAGGGCCUUGGGGAGAGCGCGUCCCCACACACCACAGGCGCCACACUGAGGUUCGCCCAGAUGGGUGAGGACUGAGGCGGCGCGCCUGGGCAGCAUAUGUCAUUUGCUGGAAAAUAAAGUUUAAGAUUGGCUGGUGAGGGGUUCA
Balaenoptera musculus (blue whale) is the source of this 2733-nucleotide messenger RNA. It is a transcript of the gene ANKS3, whose product is annotated as ankyrin repeat and sterile alpha motif domain containing 3. Gene Ontology annotation, molecular function: protein binding. Lineage: Eukaryota; Metazoa; Chordata; Mammalia; Artiodactyla; Balaenopteridae. The record is from RefSeq and is a predicted model, not a curated record. Gene Ontology annotation, cellular component: cilium. Bases 369 to 2342 code for a protein of 657 amino acids. The transcript is spliced from 17 exons.